Podarcis lilfordi (Lilford's wall lizard) is the source of this 1714-nucleotide messenger RNA. The record is from the annotation of a GenBank genome assembly. Lineage: Eukaryota; Metazoa; Chordata; Lepidosauria; Squamata; Lacertidae.
CCGUACUUGGAAGGCUUGCAAGGGCAGACGUGGGGGACAGCUGAUCUCAGAGGCCUUGGAAGAUGGACUGGAGGCGCCACUCAGUCCAGCAUUUUCUCAGGAAUAUAUUUAUCAUCUUGAUGGUUUCCUACCACCUGUGGGCAGCACCAGGUAGGGUCUUUCUCCAUGCCUCCUACCCUUCCCCAAAUGGCUAAUUCUUUGGUUGCAACCAUUGAGGCAACCCACACAACGCUGCAGAAGAGGCGCAGAAAUGCUAAGGGGACACAGAAGUCUUGGAGGACUCCGUUGGUUAGAGUGUGGUGCUGAUAACGCCAAGGUUGCAGGUUCGAUCCCCGUAAGGGACAGCUGCAUAUUCCUGCAUUGCAAGGGGGUUGGACUAGAUGGCCCCCAGGGUCCCUUUCAACUCUGCAAUUCUAUGAUUCUAUGACUUCUUUCUGAAGGCACCCAAGACAGGGAGCUUAGCAGUUUGUUGACUGGGCUGUAUCCCAUGUGGCGCAAACUUGUUUCAGGGGAUUGUGUUGGAGAGUUUGCAGUGGGGUCUGGUCAUGGGGAAAGAAAGGCAACAGUGGGAGAUGUUGAGAAGUGAAAAUAACAUCUGUUUGACUCCUGGUUCUUAAAUCUGCCCUUGAUAUGUUUCCCUGGAGAAAAUCCUGCAGGAAGGAAAACAUCUGAUCCUCUUGGAUCAACAAACACCCGGAUUUUGCAGAAUUCCCUCCUGCUGAAUUCUGAAAGGAGAAUGGGGAAUGAAUUGGACAACAUUUUCUCUCUGGAGAAAAUAAUAAAGGUGGGAAGGGAAGAAGUUAGCUCCUCUUGGGUCAGUGAACAUCCAGAUUUUGCAGCUUUCCCUUCUGCAGAAUUCUGCGGAAUUCAGCCUGCGGAAUUGCAUCUUUGAAAGCCGGAGACUGGGGAGUGAAUUGGAUCCUCUCAUUAGAAUAAUGUUUGUUUCAAGUCUGCAAAAGGUUGUUACAGACUUCCCUCGGGCACUUGCCCAUGUGCUGUACGAACAGCAAAGGUUCCUUGGAAUCCCAUCCAAACCUAAGUAUUUGUGCCACGGUGUUUGAUAAAUUUGCCCUUCCAUAUCUGUGUGAGACCAUUGGACGGAGCCAGGGGACUGAUCCAUUUAGCCCAGCGUUGUCUACUCUGGCUGGCAGCAGCUCUCUACGGGGUUUCUGGCAGAGUCUUUCCCCAGCACCACCACCCCUGCCUGGAGAUGCCCCUGAGAAUCCCUAGGACCUUCUGCAUGCAAAGCAGGCACUCUACCUCUAAACCAUAAACAAAACCAAGUUUCCAGACCUCGUGAUUGUAAGGACUAAAGGAAGCUGUUUGAUACUGAGUUGGACCAAUUGCCCCAUUUAGCUCCAUAGUGGCUGGUUGGUGGUGGCUGUGCACAGUUUCAGGCAGGGAAGCCUUGAACCUGGGACCUUCUGAAUGCCAAGCAGGGGUCCUGCUACUGAGCUACAACCCUUCCACCUUCUUGGAAGGGCAAAAUGUUGAAUGGUUUGUUUGUUUUUGCAUGUGUGUGUGUUUUAAUGUUCCCAUUUUGCAGACGGGUCCGAGACUGCCCAGGGAGAGAGCCCUUCAACCCUCCAUUUCCUCAGUCCAUCCGCUGGCAAAGAGCCCAUCAGAUAAGGAAAUGCAAUUCGCAAAUAAAUCAAGUGCCCUCCGGAAUGUUAUAAAUCCUCCAGGUGUAAUGAAGCAGAACUGAAAAGAACGC